AUGUCAUCCUCGAAGGACAACUUUUCAAUUUUCCUCAACGCUGGCAAUGCUGAGCCUCGCGUCAACAUCAACACCACGACUACGCCAAGCGCUAGCGACGGCUCGAAGCCGGACGCUCCUGCGGCUUCCAACGAGGGACCUGCCUCUACGUCUCCCGCAGCCGAGAACCCUUCCACCGCCUCCAUGCGCGCAUGGACCAAGGCUGACUUCUACCGACUGAUCAAGAUCAUGUUCGUCAAACUUCAGGAGGCGAUCAAGGAGAUCAACGACAGCUAUGAUCCCGGCAAUGUUGGCACGAAGACGGCGGAUGCCGCAGCUCAGCCUGCCGCCACGUCUGUGGCUGCCAAAACUCCUUCAGCCGUCGACCGCGACGCCGAGAUCCGCCGUCUCGCUUUCACGCUGAUCCACAGCAUCGGCCACAACGUCAAGCACAACUACGAGAUGUGGGACGCUGACGGUCCUUCGAAGGAUACGGCACGAAGCCUGUUUGACUCCAUCGAGACUUUCCGCGAUGAAGGCGAGCCUUUGCGCAAGCUGAUCCUCGAGGUCGAGCCAAGCCUUGAGCAAGUUGGUGAGAAGCUCGAUCGCACUUGCGAGGACUGCCUCGAGGCUAAAGAGCAGGCAUCGAGCCAGGAGGACUCGACCCAGUAA
Messenger RNA from Kalmanozyma brasiliensis GHG001, 651 nucleotides. RefSeq lists its product as uncharacterized. The transcript has a single exon. NCBI's taxonomy places the organism in Eukaryota, Fungi, Basidiomycota, Ustilaginomycetes, Ustilaginales. The coding region runs from base 1 to 651 and encodes 216 amino acids. The record is from RefSeq and is a predicted model, not a curated record.